Messenger RNA from Aureobasidium subglaciale EXF-2481, 3081 nucleotides. RefSeq lists its product as uncharacterized. NCBI's taxonomy places the organism in Eukaryota, Fungi, Ascomycota, Dothideomycetes, Dothideales, Saccotheciaceae. The transcript is spliced from 2 exons. The record is from RefSeq and is a predicted model, not a curated record. Bases 1 to 3081 code for a protein of 1026 amino acids.
AUGGCACAAUAUGGUCGUCGACUGCUUCCAAACUUCAUCGAUCAAGUUGCCUUGGACGAUCCCUGUCUAACCUUUGUUGAGAUACCAAAGUCUGCCGACAUCAAAGACGGUCUCCGUCGAGUCACCUUCCGCGACCUCGCUAAAGGCAUCGACAAGUGCGCUUGGUGGAUACAUCAGAAGCUGGGUAGAGGUCAUGACUUUCCAACUUUGGCUUAUGUUGGCCCUCAUGACCUGAGAUACCUCCUUCUGGUGUUUGGAGCCUGCAAAGUGGGAUACAAGAUGUUUUUCCCUUCUCCGCGCAAUAGCACAGCUGCAUCACUCGACUUGCUUGGUCAAGUGAAAUGCAACGUCUUCAUGAUGCCUUCAGAUGCACCUUUGCACUCCAAUCUCUUGGUAAGCGUCCUGGUAGAGAGACCGAUGCUGACACUCAGCCUUCCUGAGCUCGAACACUUCUUGGACUUCAAUGAUGGCAUGCAACCUUAUCUCUGGAGCAGAACGUUUGAAGACGUCAAGAUCGAUCCAAUAGCAGUAUUUCACACGUCUGGUAGCACUGGUAUGCCGAAGUUGACAAUCAUGAAUCAUGAAGCAGUAGCUGCCCUAGACGCAUUUCGGAACAUAGAAGCUCGCACAGGCAGGGCAAUACAGACUAGCACCUACGCCCAUAAGAAGACGCUGUUACUGUUUCCGAUGUUUCAUGCAUCAGCUCUCAGCACUCUGUUUCUCUCUAUCUGGAAUACUGUCCCAACAGUCCUGCCGCCUCCAGUGCCUUUGACGGCAGACCUUGCAAACGAGAUGCUUGUCAAUAUCGAUAUCGAAGCCAGCAUCAUGCCACCAUCUAUCUUGGCCGAAAUUGCUGGCAACAAUGAGUAUCUCAGAAACUUGUGUCAAUGUUCCAGUGUAAUGUAUGGCGGAGGACCACUGCCUACAGAGGCAGGCAAACGUAUCGCGUCUGGGACUACUCUCAUCACUGUCUUCGGAUCUUCGGAGACUGGCUUCUUUCCCGUCGAAGUCAUGGACCGCGUUGACUGGCCGUACAUCAAGCUUAGUCCUUGCGCUGGCGGGGUGUAUCGUCCUUAUGCCGACAACUUGUGUGAGCUCGUCAUUGAACGAGAUCCUGCUUUGAAGGAGUUUCAACCUGUGUUCUCGAUGUACCCCGAGAUGGAAGUGUAUCAUACCAAAGAUCUCUUCGCGAAGCACCCUGUUAAACCGAAUCUGUGGCUGUGGCAAGGUCGUAUAGAUGACAUCAUCGUCCUUAGUAAUGGCGAGAAGUUUAACCCAACCUCAAUGGAGGAUGUGAUCAUCAACGGUCAUCCAGCGGUAGAGUCAGCUCUAGUCUGUGGGCAGGGUCGUACGCAGUGCGCUUUGCUCCUAGAGUUGUCGUCUUCUGGAUCUAGUGAUGACGAAAAAUCCGAAGAGGAGGUCGUGGAGGAGCUUUGGCCGGCUGUACAGAGAGCCAACGAAAGCAUUCCCGAGUAUGGUCGGCUGAUGAAGGACAUGGUCAUUGUGGUAAAGCAAGGAAAGAAAAUGGUGCGAGCAGAUAAAGGCACCGUCCAACGCAAACGGACUCUUGAGCGGUUUGCAGCGGAACUCGACGAGCUCUACCGACUACAAGAUGGCAGUGCUGCGUCUUAUGCCGAGACCGACUGCCACAUGGAUCUUGGCAGUGUCAGAGAGACAGUCACAAGGACCAUCCAGGGGAUCUCCAAGUACAGGACGGUACAAUCUAGCACGAGCUUCUUCGAUAUCGGCUUGGACUCGCUACACGCCAUGACCUUGGCAAGGAAGCUUAGAACCGCAUUUCUGAGCUCACCAAAAUUAAUCACGACCAAAGUUGUUUACGAGCUUCCAAGUAUUGAUCUACUCUCAUACUACAUCUGCGGUCUGGAAACUGGACAAGAAGAUUCUGUCAAGACGAUGCAGAUUCUAUACGAUCGCUACUCGCCAAUGAGUCGUCGCGCCAUGCCUAUUGAAACAACGAAAGCGGCCACCGUUCUCCUUGUCGGCUCAACUGGUCAUCUGGGCACUCAGAUCUUGUGCCAGCUCUUACAAAGAGAAGACAUUGCUCUUAUCUACUGCCUAAGUCGCGAUCCUGAUGCAGAUAUCAACCAAAAGGCUCCCGGUCGCUCAAGGAAUGCUGCAAUCUCCAAGCAUGUCAGGCAUCUCCAUGUGAACUACUCCCAAUCACGGUUCGGGCUCUGUGAAUCAGUCUGGUGUACUCUGCAGCAAGAGAUCACUUGUGUGAUUCAAAAUGCGUGGCCAGUCGACUUUUGUAUGCCGCUGUCUCAUUUCGAGUCCAGCAUCCGUCUCACAGUUGAACUUAUGGAGCUUUGCAAGUCUGCCGACUGUAAACCAAACUUCGUGUUCGUCUCGUCGAUUGGAUCUGUCCUUGGUAGAUCUGGAGGUCAAGUCACCGAAGAGAUUUCUCAUGACUGGCUGGUAGCAGAGACUAUGGGCUACACGCAGUCAAAACUUGUCGCUGAGCGACUCAUAGCGACGACUGCGGCCGCCAACGGUGUGAAGAGCGUAACAUGCCGCAUCGGUCAACUCGGCGGUGUCUCUCAUCCCGAACUUUGGGGAGAUGAUGUGCCUCGUUGGCCAGAGAAAGAAUGGGUGCCGGCUAUGCUAGCGGCUUCGAUACAACUUGGAGCUAUACCUUCUUCAUUGGGGUUAUUGGACAAGAUAAACUGGCUACCUGUUGACGUCGCUGCAGCCACCAUAUGCGAAUUGGCAUUCGCUGCGACAGCAGUGCAUAAUGCGUGCCAGGUUUACAACGUUGUCAAUCCACAGACAACUGCUUGGAAAGCACUACUGCCAGAGCUCAGAGCAUAUAUCAAUCUGAAGAGACUCUCAUUGAUUGAUUGGCUUAAGCUCUUGAAAGCACACAUCGAGACUGGACUGGAAAGUCAUGUACCAGCUGCAGGCUUGCUAGACUUCUUCGAGGGCGCUUGUAAGACUGAAGUCAGGAAGCCAACUGUUGACUGCUCGAAGAGUCUGGCUUUGAGUCCGAGUCUCCAGAACGCGGAAUGCAUCAGUGUCGAGCUCAUGGAACGCUGGAUAGAACAGUGGAGUUUCAGUAACUGA